Parathielavia appendiculata is the source of this 2330-nucleotide messenger RNA. RefSeq lists its product as uncharacterized. Bases 263 to 2080 code for a protein of 605 amino acids. The transcript has a single exon. Lineage: Eukaryota; Fungi; Ascomycota; Sordariomycetes; Sordariales; Chaetomiaceae. The record is from RefSeq and is a predicted model, not a curated record.
GCCCUGGGGAAUGGUAUCCGUACCUCCGUAAUGUACCCCAUACACGAAUACACGGCCCAAGAAGAGUGGGACCUGCCAAGCUUUCCUGAAUUUGUUUGUCUUCGCGUUCUGGCGCGUCGUUGAGGCUCCAAUUCUCUUACCACCACAGACAAAACCUCAAUCUUCGUGCACGCCACCUCGUUCUCCUGCGAUUAAGGCGAGGUCAUAACCGAUUGACACUUCCCAUUCAGCCAUCACAGACAUAGUAUAUUUGUAACACGCGAUGCCUCGGCCAAAACGGUCGCGCGUCGCUGUGGCGCGCCGCAACAGGACACCUUCAGCGCCCAAGGAGCAGCAAUCAUCCGUCACCCCACCCGGUGCGAUAGAACCCGUCGGCACGCUGGUUGCAGUCCCGGGGAGCGACAUAUACGAUGUGAGCGAUCGCGAGAAGGAGCGCAUACAACAGCGGAUCGAGGCUGCCAAGGCACGGGCGACCCAGCACCUUGAUCUGAACUCGGACCAAGCGAGGGUAUUGGAAGACUCAAGACGCAGGCGAGAUGAUGCGAUGAGCAGACUGGACGACCUUACGUCGACCUCCCGGCCAGACCAAGCCGAGAGCCCGGACAUCGAGCGCAGUCGGACAGAGUCAGCCGUUGAGAGACAGCCUCGGUUGAACGACGCGUCAGGACUCGAUCUGGAUGACGACUUCUUCGGUAAUCUCGACGACAGCCUGGACGUCACCGAGAAUGCCAUUGAAGACACGCAGACUGGCUACCGCUCGACGGAUGCGUCAUCAUUCAAUGUUGCCAUGUUCAAACGCCGGCCUAGACAGUCGAGCGUUGCGAGGAGGGAUAAAGGGCCGAUCCGGCCGAGCAGCAGGGGUCAAACCACACCAAGCAUCGGCACAACGCUCAGUUUUGGCACCUUUAGGCGGCGCGAGCGUGCGCCUAGCAUUCUUGGUACGGGGAGAAAGGCUCGAACAGAGAGAUCUCAAUCGCGGGCUUCACAAGCUUCGCGAAAUGCAAGUGUUCUCGGCGAUGGCGACGAGUCUGGUCCGGAUGGCGAAUCAACCCCACUUGACAGGACGAGACGGCAGACACGCGCGGCCAGCGGCUCAAGAGAGGGUUCGCCCGUGUUGCCGUCGCGGAAGCGGAAGUCUUUGGAAAGUCACGAAGAUGGCCGAGAGAAGAGGCUUGCGGCCGGGCCCGAGGCAGAGGAAGAGGGCGAGGAGGCGGAAGUGACUCAUCAGUCAAAUGAAAUUGAAGUUGAGCGGACUCCGAGCCCCCCACGUGGUCGUGCCCGAGAAAGGGAUCGGUUCUCGACACCUGUGCGGGAGGAUGAUCCGGACAUGGCGCCCCCUCUCAGUAGCUCCUCGGAAAGCGGCAGCCCCCCUGCCUUGCCUCCGUUGGAUACGUUGGCCCACCGCACAUAUACGCGCAGGCCACCAGCAAGAGCACUCAAGACACCGGAACCCGACGAUCUGUCCUCGAAUAUAUCGUCUCCACCGUCACUGACACAUUCGCCCAACUACGGCGCCGCAACCAAACCCGCCGCAAGAAAGAAGGCUGACCCGCCGCAAACGAAGGUCACCACAGCGGAUCUGACCUCUCUCCUCCCGCGCCGACGGGGCAAGGCAUCCAAUCGCACCACUGACAGCAACGAUCCUUUUGACCUCGAUGACUCGGAAGAUGAGCGCUAUGACAUUGCAGAGGAUGAGUUCUCAUACGUCGACUCGCGAGCCGCGCGGAGGCGAAACGGCCAGCAACCCUUGAGCAAAUUGACCUCCAACCGGAAAGGGAGGCAAAUCGAGGGCGGUGACGGCGCCGGCAAGAAGCGCACCCUGCGAACAUAUGGGUCGAUGAACGAAGACAAGGAGAAUGAAGAAGUCGAGGAGACGAUUGUGAUUGGUAACGGAGGCGACGAAGAGGAGGAAGAGGAACAAGACCAGGCACUUCCGGAGGAGGAGACGAGCCAGAUAAUGGCUGAACGCUUGGGAGAGGAGUUGCAGCAGGCUGUCAAAAAGUUUAAAGAGGUGGAUAAGUGGGAGCUGUCGUUCGAAGAUGUCACUGAGAGCUCGUCGCCGGGGCCGUAUGCCCGGUGAGACCGUUGAGCAGAGAGAUGGUUGAACUCUAUUUGACUGGUACCGAUUUUGAGGGGUUGGUUGGUAUUCAUGUGGCCGACCUUUGCUGGGAAGCGGAUGGAUAGGAGGCCGUUUACCGUGCCCUUGAAGAUUUUGCACUGGACAUUAGCGUUGCUUGGCUUGGACGGUAUUGCCAAGGUAACUCUGACUUGACUAGGGUGGUUGUUUUACACUCGAGAAGUAAAGUCAUGCCCAUCCAUCAUGCCUCGUG